Messenger RNA from Paramormyrops kingsleyae, 1880 nucleotides. RefSeq names its product NEDD4 family-interacting protein 1-like. Gene Ontology annotation, cellular component: Golgi apparatus; perinuclear region of cytoplasm; endoplasmic reticulum. Gene Ontology annotation, molecular function: WW domain binding. Gene Ontology annotation, biological process: ubiquitin-dependent protein catabolic process; positive regulation of protein ubiquitination; vacuolar transport. Lineage: Eukaryota; Metazoa; Chordata; Actinopteri; Osteoglossiformes; Mormyridae. The record is from RefSeq and is a predicted model, not a curated record.
UAUCACGUCCAAGCAGCGGCACGCCGCCAGCUUUUGCAGCCAUUAUUGUUGUUGUCCUCACACGGAGAGCGGGGCUGCAGGGGAGGAGCGCCGCAUCUCACUGCGCAGACAGUCAGCGGCCCUCAAGCUCUAAAUUCGCUCGCUUUCGGGAUAGGAUCGCAGAGGCCUCGAGCCUGAGAAACAAUGACGGAGCCAAGCGGCAGAUACCGGCAACUGACAGACGAAGAGGAGCCAGGGGAGGGUGUCCCGGGGACCACUGAUGCCCCACCCCCCUACAGCAACGUCACAGCACCCAAUGCAGCUUAUUUUGAGUUCAAAGAAGAUGGGUCCUUCCCUAAACCUCCCUCCUACCAGGUGGCCACAUCACUCCCGUCCUACGACGAGGCGGAGCGAACCAAAGCGGGAGGCAGCGUCCCGCUCGUCACUGCCAGGGAUGAUGACUUUGCCGCCAGGGACGACUUUGAUGACGCCGACCAGCUGCGGAUAGGGAACGACGCCAUUUUCAUGCUGACUUUCUUCAUGGCAUUCCUCUUCAACUGGGUGGGGUUUUUCCUGUCCUUCUGUCUGACCACAUCAGCAGCGGGACGCUAUGGUGCCGUGUCUGGGUUCGGGCUGUCGCUCAUCAAAUGGAUCCUGAUCGUGAGGUUCUCCACAUACUUUCCCGGGUACUUUGACGGCCAGUACUGGCUGUGGUGGGUGUUCCUGGUGCUUGGACUCCUGCUUUUCCUCAGGGGAUUUAUCAACUACGCCAAGGUGCGGAAAAUGGCUGAUUCCUUCUCCACACUGCCCCGAACUAGAGUCCUCUUUAUCUACUAAAGGGAACAUGGAAGAAGCGGAGUCCCACUAGGAAGCUCUGAAAAUCCUACAGCAACCUUCUGGAUCUCUCCGAGAUAGACCACUGAUUCCCAGAGGGAUCAGCACUUCAAAUGUCAUUCCCCCCCCCCAAUACUUUCUAUGUUUGUAGAUGGAAUAAUUUACUAGUGGAUGCUGAGAAUUCUAUUGAAUCGUUAGUGGCUAAUGUUAAGUGCUACUUCAAAACGAGUCUGUGAUGUACGAAUAAUGCCGUAUGAUCUCUAUACAAUUAGCAUGCAUUAUCCCUUUGUCGGCCAAUAGAGGGCGCAUGGUCAUUAUUUUCUGUCUUAAAAUGCAUGUAAUCUGGUGCCGCCGUUGCUCAGGCGACUGAUGACGAGUCACUGCAGGGGCGGGGGUGGGGGUUAUCCUUGGUCCACACAGUGGUUUGCACUUUCCUGUGCUUUAAGGCUGUUGGCCUUAAAGCACUGAUUUCUUAUACAAGUUGUAAAUUUUGAAAUGGCUCUUUCUAGGAAUAGUUUGAAAUACAAUUUAAAUUUUUUUGGGUGAACUUAUUGCACAGAAGAUUGUCAAGCGCGCGUGUGUGUGUGUAUGUGCGUGCGUAUUUUCCGCCGUCCAGAUAAGGCGGCUGGGCGCCGGACCUGCUCCUGGUGCAUGGGAUCGGCUCGCCUCAGGUACAGCGAGAUGAUCAGGCCUGUCUGCAGAGUCGGACGCCCACCCGCCAGUACUCGCUGGGGCAGGGAGCAUGCAGCCGUCCUGUGAACUGGAGCAGCUCAUCCCACUGGGCCGGACACCCAGGGCACCAAAAACUUUGCGUACUUUUCUCACCUUUUAAUUAACACAGAAGCUGCAAGACCCCUUUUAACAAAACAUGUGACCAGUAAAUUCUGUCUUGAAGGUGUUUGAUAUUUCAUACCCUUUGUUCUGAUCUUGGGCGGCCUGUGUUUUACCUGUGAUGGGAGAGUGCCUUGUUUCCGAAGAGCACCACGAUUGUAAGAGUUAAAUGGUGAAACAAACGUGAGCAAGACUGUAAAUACCGAUAUCUCUAAUAAAUGUCACUUCUGUCCGUG